This is a messenger RNA of Nymphalis io (European peacock), 1715 nucleotides long. RefSeq lists its product as uncharacterized. The transcript has 2 exons. The coding region runs from base 219 to 1481 and encodes 420 amino acids. The record is from RefSeq and is a predicted model, not a curated record. NCBI's taxonomy places the organism in Eukaryota, Metazoa, Arthropoda, Insecta, Lepidoptera, Nymphalidae.
GUGGCACUCGAAAAUAAUAAUUCAUGAUUGCAACACGUUUGAGUUUAAAUUUAGAAACUGAAUGUGACAGUUGUAGCCGUUAAAUGUUUUGAGUUUGGUGCAUCAAUAUAUUUGAAUAUAUUAAAACAAAGUGUUUUGUAGUUAAUAUUGAGGUAGAAUAUGGAACUUUAAUUCUAUUGAAUUGUUACAAAACCACUGUAUUUAUUGUUUAAUACAAAAUGGGAGGGAACAUAAGUAAAUCAAGUACGGAGACGGCUGCACUCACGCAAAAAAACGACUUGGACAAGGACACCAGUAAUAACUCCGAUCCUCGAUCUCCAACGCCUGAAAUAACUCGGACUCCUUUACAGAAUAAGAAUGGAGCUAAGCAUAAUAUAACAAAGAAUGUUGAUUUGCGGAAGACUUUUGAAAAUGGUAAAACAGAAGAAAAACUUAUACACAACAAUCCCAUUUUAUCAGCCGUUAUAAAAAAUCACUUACAAUCUUAUGACCCACGUUCUCCAACUCAAGAUUUUGAAAGAACACCAAUAGUUAUUUCAUCUAAAAUUGACGAUGAUCAAAAACUCUUUAAAGAAAAUAAUAACUUUGGGAGUCCUUGCCUCAAUAAUGAUACCAUGGAUAAUAGUAAUUUUGACUCCUCCUUUGACAUUAAUGACGUCAAAUCGGGUGUAGUAUUACCCAAAAACUUAUGUGAUGGUUUUUAUGACAUGACAUUAAAUGGAACACUAAAUGAAACUGAAGAGCCAUUAGGAUCCUCUACUGCUUCCAAUGAAGUCAUUCAGAAUAAUAUAUCUAAGGAAUGUCCUGAGCCAGCACAACUAUUAGAAACAAACUUUGAAUACAUAGAUACUGGAACUGAAACAUUUGAAGACAGUGAAGAACAUAUUGAAAUUGAAAACAAAGAUUUUGACAUCAAAAAUGUUCCACUCUUUAAGAUUCUCCAAGAAGAUCCUAGAUCCCCGAGUAUUGGUAUUGAACGAACUCCAAUAGUAGUCUCUAAAAUUGAAGAGGAUGUAAGUGAAGAAAAUGUUGAAGAAAUGUCAGAUGACUCUCUCCUAAAAGUAUUGGCGACCACAAAAUCAGAGCCUCAUCAAAAGGAGGAUCAAGAUGGAAUUUUAAUAUAUGAAGAUGAAUCCAACACACUUGAUAAGACACCAAAAAAAUCUAAGUCAGCUAGCAACGGUGGAUCUAGAACACCUUUAUCUUGCAUGAAAAACAAAGCUGACUCGACACAUGCUAGAUCUAAAUCAACUAAUACACUUUAUGACUCUAUAAACAAAAAAGUAACUAAGUCACAGAAAAGAAUUUCACACAUUCCACGACUUAAAUCUUUGACAAAGCAGUCUUCUUACAUUGGUUCAGAUAGUAGCCUUUCAUUGAAAACUAUUUCAAAGACAACAGCUAUUAGUGGUGGUUGUGAAAACACACCUCCUCACUCGCAUCGUGAUAGAUGGGAUAAAGAUAAUAGUAUUGUUCUGUAAGUUUCUAAUAUGCUUUAUCAUAUUAUAAUAUUUAAUAGUUCAUCUAACAGUUGCAUAUUUGUUAGAUAUUUAUACCAGCAUUUUAUGUUUCUAUAUUAAAUUGUUUUAAUGUUAAUUAUCAUCCAUAUGAUUCAUGAUCAUUUGAAAUUGUGUGAUAUGUUAGGUAAAUUCUAAGUGGUGAGUAAUAUCAAAAUCGUGACAUUAAACAUUGUUGUAGUUAUAAUUGUAUUGAUA